AUGGCCACGAACUUGUACGACACCCUCGGCCUCGCCCGUGACGCCUCCCAAGAACACAUACGAAAAGCAUAUCGCCGCAAGGCCCUCGACACCCACCCCGACCGACUCCCGCCCGGUGCAUCCUCGUCCCAGAAGUCAGCAGCGGAGGAGCAGUUCCGUCAGGUAAACGCUGCUUAUGAAGUCCUCAGCAACCCCAAGACUCGACAAGAAUACGAUGUAGCUGGCGUGUGGCCUUCCCAGAACCGCGCACCCGAUCCUGGCCCGAUGCCAAGCGCCAACGCUGGCGGCGACCCCUUCAUGCACCCCUUCUUCAACGACCCCUUCUUUGGUGGACGCCACGAUCCCUUCUUCAACUCUGCCUUCGGGGGCGGCGGUGGCUUCCCCUUCGGCCCUGGAUUCCCCUUCGGUGGGCCGGGCGCGACCAUGGGCUCGCGCAGCAGGCGAUCGCCCGGCCAUGAUUCAUUCUUUACGGACCCGUUUGAGCUCUUCAACUCCAUGUUUGGCGACUUUGAUCAUGCGUUCCGCGACAUGUCUGCCAGUCCGGCCCAUGACGAGCCGUUCAUGGGCGGACCUGUGUCUGGUUUCCCGUUCGGAGGCGGCCGGCAGCCGGGCAAUGGCAACUUUACGAGUUUCCAGCAGUCAACGUCAUAUGGUGGGCGCGGGGGUGGUAGUAGUGGUCGCUGGGUGUCGGAGAGCACGAGCACGCGGACCGUCAAUGGCGUGACGCAUACAGUACACACGCGCCGAGAUGCAGAGGGUAACGAGCACGUUACACACACCUACCCAGACGGCACCAAAAAGCGAGUUGUCAAUGGCAUCGAGCAGCCGUCUUCCUCAUCUAGUAGGCGACACAUCAGUGCCCCACCCCAAACAUCGGCGCCCCCGGUGCCGCCUGUACCACAUGCGCCACCUGUGCCACCUGUAGCCCCCGCUCCUCCUGCUAUUCCUCCUCUCCCCCGUUCACCAAUAUCCACCGGCCCGCCCGGACCCACACCCGAGCAGUUCGACUACUACACGAACCCGUACGACGGCGAGCGCGACCGACGCCGCCACCGAAGCGCACGGGAUGACUAUUACAACGGGCGCGACCGCGACUACGACCGCGGGCACGACGACCGCAGCCGUCACCACCACCAUCACAGCCACCACGGCGAUCACCAUCGCCCGCGGGCUUCAGCCGACACGAACCCGUCACCGGUGUAUUCAGACCCGUACUACACCAGUGAGUCCUCUGUUAGUCCCAGCCGCCCAGCUGCUUUCUCUCCGCACCCCGCCGACCAUGCUGACCGCGACGGUGCUGCUGCUUCUGCCGCUGCCGCUGGUCAUGCAGGCUAUCGCGCCGGCGUCGGUCCCGCGCACGCCGACGACCGCACGGAAAAGCGUUCCUCAUGGAAGUUCUGGAAGUAA
Messenger RNA from Coniophora puteana RWD-64-598 SS2, 1407 nucleotides. Its product is annotated as DnaJ-domain-containing protein. NCBI's taxonomy places the organism in Eukaryota, Fungi, Basidiomycota, Agaricomycetes, Boletales, Coniophoraceae. Gene Ontology annotation, molecular function: protein folding chaperone; protein-folding chaperone binding. The record is from RefSeq and is a predicted model, not a curated record. Gene Ontology annotation, cellular component: cytoplasm; nucleus. The coding region runs from base 1 to 1407 and encodes 468 amino acids. The transcript is spliced from 5 exons.